Messenger RNA from Trichosporon asahii var. asahii CBS 2479, 477 nucleotides. RefSeq lists its product as uncharacterized. The transcript has 2 exons. The record is from RefSeq and is a predicted model, not a curated record. NCBI's taxonomy places the organism in Eukaryota, Fungi, Basidiomycota, Tremellomycetes, Trichosporonales, Trichosporonaceae. Bases 1 to 477 code for a protein of 158 amino acids.
AUGCUCACCGCCCUUACGCGCACUGCUGCUUCCCGCUCUCUCGCCCGCUCGCUGCACACGACCCCCGCUCGCACCAUGCCCCUCUACGUCUGCUACUGCCCCGACUACCCCGACAACCUCCAGACGAGGCUCAAGGCCCGCGAGGCCCACCUUGCUGCCGCGACUGAGGACAAGAAGACCGGUGCUUCUGAGUCGAGAGACGAAGCUUGGGUAUGCUCCGGAAUGCAGCUGACACCAGUUUUCGGCCGCGCGUUUUUGGACGACAAGCGCUCGACGCAUACCGAGAAGCAGCCGCACGAGGACCAGCUCUCGGGCAUGGACGGCAGCGUCAUGAUCCUGCGCCAGCCGACGAUCGAGGCGGCCUGGGACCGCAUCAAGGCCGACGAGUACUGGAAGCAGGGCGUGUGGGACAAGGAGAAGGUCGUUGUGCGCGAGAUUAUUGGCGCGCCCGUUGACGAGACGAUCAAGAUCCAGUAA